CUUUGUUAUUCCAGUCUAUUUUUCAAUUUACCGUGAAAAGAAUUGUUGCACUCAAGUGGAUUUAUAUAUAAGGUAGGAUUACUGCUAAAGUUGGUAAAAACCUAGUAGUAGUGAUUUAGAAGUGUCUAGGUUCACAUGUCUUAAAUCAAAUUUUUUUUGUGAAUAUAGGCAUCAAAUUGGUUGUGUACACGUACGCUAAGUAUUGGCAAUAAAAAUGCCAUAAAGAUAUGCGGCAUUUUUUUUAUUCCAAGGCAGUGUCAUCGGAACACGACAGUUUUAUUUAUGAAGUUUCCAUAGCCGGUAAUUAAAAUAUCAGCCUAAUACCACAGCGUGUAAUAAGGUGAUGUGUUCGCAAUUAUGAGAAGAUCCCACUACUUCAUCCAAAAGAAAUCGUUCCUCAUUCUAGCUGUGAUUUUAUUUUUACUAGUAUGUCUUUACAUUCAAUCGCGAUAUCAAAAGGACCCGUUCCUCUCUCCAGAAAUAACGGAACGCAUAGUUUUAGAGAAUGCCGCACACAAUUUGACAGAGGACGAAUACGUGAGAAAGUGGUUGAAUCUGAGGAGAAAUAUUUCUGAUCAUCUUUCAAGGUUAGGUAGAAUUUUGUAUUUGGGUGAUGAACCACCUGAAGUUACCAAUUCCCCAAAGAGAUACCAGAUCUUGGUCUGGAAAUACGGUGCUACUAUGGAGAAUAGACAUAUAAAACAUUUUCCCAACUCUGAUCCAUUCCAGCAUUGCUCAGUGCGUAACUGUGAUAUAACAAAUUCCGCUGCAGACUUUAAGACUGCAGAUCUAGUUCUCUUCCAUUUGCAUAGAAUGAAAGGCACAAAGGACUUACCGACAAUGCGCAGAAACCCAGAGCAAAUAUGGACUUUUUUAACAGAUGAAAGUCCUCAUCAUACCUUUCUGGCGGGUGGUAAAGUUAAAUUGAAAGACUUUAAUGGAGUUUUCAACUGGUCAAUGUCCUAUAGAAAGGACUCUGACAUUCCAGUUCCUUAUGGAAGAACAGUUGUGAAGAAGUAUUUAAAUGAUGAGAACCUCAUAUUGAAUAAAAGAAGAGAUGUUUUGAUCACCAUUCUGGGUUCAAAUUGUGGUGGUCAAAACCACAGGUGGCAGUAUGUGAGGGAACUACAGAAACACAUAGCAGUUGAUGUCUAUGGAAACUGUGGAAAGAAAGUAUGUCCUGGACAUUUUCAUUCAGACUGCCCAGAAAUAGGUCGCUAUCUAUUUUAUCUAUCAUUUGAAAACUCCAACUGUGAAGAUUACAUUACCGAGAAACUCUGGUGGAAUGCCUACCAUAAAAACUCCAUACCAAUUGUGAUGGGAGCAAGUCCCGCAAACUAUCAAAUGCUUCUACCACCAGGGUCCUAUAUCAACAUAGAAGAAUUUGCCAGCCCUGCAGUGUUAGCCCAAUACAUUUUACACUUGAACGAAACUGAGGACUUCAGAAAGUAUUUUGAGUGGAGAAAAACUUUCGAAAUCCUAAAUGAACAUGCAUACUUUAAGACAGAGUCUGUGCAUUACUGCAGGAUUUGCGAGGCGCUGAAUUACAACGACCGCAAACAGAAGGUGUAUAAUAACUUGGAAGACUUCUGGAAUGUAUCCAGAGACUGUCAUCCACCAUGGGACGCAUCCUAGAUGUGAGAGGAUGGCGAUAGCUCAUUGUGAUAUUGUAUUUUUCUACCCAAAGAUAUAAAUAAAGAGACUUACCUUAUUCAGUGUGUGUUCGGUGCUGGACGCCGUGAAUUAUCACCCAUUUGUUGCACGAUUAUGAUUGUAA
Acanthoscelides obtectus is the source of this 1777-nucleotide messenger RNA. Lineage: Eukaryota; Metazoa; Arthropoda; Insecta; Coleoptera; Chrysomelidae. The record is from the annotation of a GenBank genome assembly.